Molecule: messenger RNA, 975 nt
Organism: Mastomys coucha (southern multimammate mouse)
Lineage: Eukaryota; Metazoa; Chordata; Mammalia; Rodentia; Muridae
Product: mas-related G-protein coupled receptor member B4-like
Exons: 1
Coding region: 16-975 (319 amino acids)
Biological process (GO): G protein-coupled receptor signaling pathway
Cellular component (GO): membrane
Molecular function (GO): G protein-coupled receptor activity
Source: RefSeq, a predicted model, not a curated record
GGAAAAUUCCUAAGCAUGGAUCUAACUGCCCCAUCCUGGAACUCUAACAACACAGGAGUCAAAGAAAUUUACUACAGUGAAAAUUUAUCCUAUUUGACCAAGUUCAAUUUUCUUACUAUCAUUGUUGCUGUGGUUGGGCUGGCAGGAAAUUCCGUAGUGCUAUGGCUUCUAGCCUUCCACAUCCAUAGGAAUGCCUUCUCAGUCUAUGUCCUCAACCUGGCUGGUGCUGAUUUCUUGCUACUUUGCAAUCAGAUUGUGUAUUCCCUACAGUAUGUCCUUCCUUUAUAUAUCAGCAACAUUUCUUUUCUCAUCUUUACAUUUAUGUUUGCUUUUUUUGCAGGUUUGUGUAUGAUUGCAGCCAUCAAAGUUGAGCACUGCCUAUCUGUAAUGUGGCCGAUCUGGUAUCACUACCAAAGACCAAGACACACAGCAGCCAUCGUGUGUGUUCUGCUCUGGACUUUCUGUCUGUUGUUGAGCCUCCUGGUAGGGCUAGGCUGUGGCUUUCUGUUCAGUUAUUUUGAAUAUGAUUUCUGUAAUACAUUUCUCUUUAUCACUACUGUAUUUACAAUAGUGUUAACUGUGUUUCCUUCUGUGUCCACCCUGGCCCUAUUGGUAAAGAUCAUUGGUGGAUCAUACAGGUUUCCAGGGUUCAGGUUGUAUAUAUCCAUUGCUCUCACAGUGGUGGUAUCCAUAUUUUUUGGUCUGCCCCUUGGGAUCUGCACGUUGCUCUUGGAAAGGUUUGAAGCGUUUCAAAGCAUUUUCUCACAAAAUACAUGGGAAAUGAUACUAUUUCUGUCCUGUGUUAACAGCUGUGCCAAUCCCAUCAUUUACUUCCUUGUUGGCUCCAUUAGGCACUGCAGGUUUCAACGGCAGAGUCUGAAGCUACUUCUGCAGAGAGCCAUGCAGGACACUCCUGAGGAAGAGAGUGGAGAGAGGGGUCCUUCAAAAAGGUCUGGGGAACUGGAAAACAUCUAG